Messenger RNA from Ectocarpus sp. CCAP 1310/34, 2774 nucleotides. NCBI's taxonomy places the organism in Eukaryota, Phaeophyceae, Ectocarpales, Ectocarpaceae. The record is from the annotation of a GenBank genome assembly.
AUGUGGCCGCAUGAUGGCACACAGCUGAAAAACAACGCUUGCGGGAUCUUGCAGGUGGAAGCGGAGGGAAAGCUGUACUCGGUUCCUGAGGGCGUGGAGAUGCUCACCCCGCCUCCACAGAGCGAGUUGGACCAGUGGUGGAAGGAGUUCUUUCGGAAGUUCAGGGAGUUCUGUUCCGGCGGAGCAAACAAAGCGAAGGUCGUUGGUUCGGAUUCGGCACGACCAUCAAGGGACGCUGUGGGAGACCAGGGGAACAGCAGCCAAAGCGAUAGCGGUGGCGACGGCGACGGCACGCAUGGGGGAGCGGCGGCGGUGGCAGCGGCGGCGGCACCCAAGGACGUGCGGUCCGUGGGGGAACACUCUUGCCAGAUCUGCUUCGACCAGGACCAUUCGACGGUGAUGCUGCCCUGCGGACACGGCGGCCUGUGCUGGGACUGCGGCCUGCAGAUCUACGCCCUCACGGAGGAGUGCCCCAUGUGCCGGACCAAGAUUGAGCUGCUGGUACAGCUAGAUGGCGAGAAGCGAAGAUACGAAGGAGAGGACGAGUACGUCUCGGCCCUUUGCGCGUAAACGUUUUUCGGGGGUCCGCGUGAGUCCGACCGUCGGUGCUGCGUCUCACUGUCUCUCGCUCAUUUCAUUUCCCUCUACAUGUCUUUCGGUAUCUUGUACCUGACACUCUUGGUCGGCGGGUGUAUGUAAGCGGGCGGGAUUUUGACUUGAUCAUGGUCAUCUCUUGUGUCCCCGGAUCGUGAUGAGAGCAGGAUUAUUGAUGGAUUCCCUUUGAGCUGGGGAAGGUCUAGGGCGUGCCUUGUCCCCGACAAGGCCUUUUCAUUAUCGUUCAUGGUGUGGGCGUGCUCGGCCUUGCUGGUUUGCGUCCACCUCUCGCCUUGAGUUGUUUAUCGGAAAAUUAUAAGCGCCGGGUGCGCGAGAGGAGCGAAGGGAUCGAGCCGGAAUCGAACGACGAGGGAGGGCGGAGACGAACAACCCUUAGAGAGGUACAUGACGGCAUCGCCUGUUUUUCUUGUGCCGUCGAGCUGUUGGACCGUGUUUCCGGGGUCCCGCCUUGGUACUGGGGGCGGGCCUUCGCGCUGGGCAAGGGUGCAUGGCGGGCCCCGUCUUGUCCGCAUGUAUGUAUUGAUGCUUGAUUUGGUGUGUGUGCGUAAGUAGUAGAGAAGUGUCGUGCGGCGAGUAUGAACCGCUACAGCAGCCGUUCUCACCGUUUUCCGGACAAGGGAGCGAUGUUUCUAGAGAGAAGUGCGUGGCUUUGCCCACCCGUGGGGUGGAACCUAUCGAGAAUGUCCCAACGCCACGACGACUUGGUGUCGAACCUCCAAGGUAGUAGGAGGAUACUACUCACACACACAUCAGAGGUCUGCGGUUGUUGGUGUUCGCCUUGUUUUUGGCUUGCGCGUGUGUUGUGUUUUGUCCCUCGAAUGUCGUUGGUUUGUCAAAAGCCGAGAACGCGUGGCGGUUGUGGCGAUCGUGGCGUCGAAGAGGACGAGGCCAUGGAACGCUGGGCACGCAUGUCUGUCGACCUGUCUUUUGUACUUUUUCUUGUUUUUUGCUGGUCUUGGCGUGCCUGUCUUGCUAGAGGGCUUUUUUGUAACGGAGAUGUGUGUUUUGUGUACGCGUGUGACUCCCUCGCUUUGUGGUCGCUCUCUUCAGUCGGCUCCGGCUCAGUCCGCUGUCGUUGCCCCUCAUCAAAAUAUUGCCUGUUUUCGUGUUACCUGGUUUUUCGUGGGGCCUUGCGGGCAGGUCUUUUCCGUGUCCUUUCUCUUUGUUUUCGCUGCACCUGGCCGAAGUGGUUUCUUCUGUUUUCGUACAACUCGGCCUGAUUUUUCGGGUGGCCUGAGAUCCUUGCAAGCAAGGUGUUUUUCGGAGUGAAUCGUGAGCGAGAGGUGUGUUCCGCGUCCGUUGGUGCCGCUACAACUCACGUGCCCCCCGGAAUAUGAUCACUCCGUUGAGCGUGUGGAACGCUUGUCUGUCUGUCGCUCCCGAAUCUCUAGCUAUUCGUUAUCGUGCCAAUGGGGUUGGUGUUCAGUAAGCAAGGCGGAAGAAUACGCUGACUAGGGGUAGGUGCGAUGAAGGAAAGUAGCGGCGCCGGCCGCAGCGCUGCCGCGCCGUGGGCGGCACACAUAUACGUCCGCACGUUCGGUUGAAGCGGCACCGUAACAGGCGGCGCGAAAAGUGUACACACCAUGUCAUGGAAAGCACGUUCGGUAUGCAUGUCGUCAUCGAGGCAAGCACCUCUUUGGGGUUAUUCUGUGUUUUGACACCGAGUGGGGUAGGGAUGCGUAGAGACUAGGCCGCCCUGGAAGUGAAGGGUUUGAAGGGAUUAUUGGACCGGAUGCGGCUGCAAAAUAUAUUUUCCGUGGAACGGGCACGCGAGGAGAGGCGCAUGUAUUGCCGGUGGGAGAGAUGAACAUUUCAAACCUCGGAAGACGUUUAGACGCCUGAAUUCGAUGAUGAGGGACUGCUACUGUAUCCGUUUCCGAUGGAUGGGCGAAGGCAAGAUUGUCCGCGGGACAGAGCGUUACAGACGAAGUGCGACACACCAGACUGUCAUACAAGGUGAGGGGAUUGAUAAUCAUGAUGAGCUGGCUGAUCAACGCGGUAGCCUCAUUUGACGGCCGAUGCUUGAAAACACUCAACUCACUCGCUCGCUGGGGUGUAAGAGACGCAGCUCCCUGAUCCCUUUUCGUGACGAUGAGAUGAAGUAUCAUAUGAUGCCCGUUGAGAUGCUGCGGUGGCUUUUGAAUGACGUUCCAGGACGU